Molecule: messenger RNA, 1200 nt
Organism: Physella acuta
Lineage: Eukaryota; Metazoa; Mollusca; Gastropoda; Physidae
Product: collagen alpha-1(I) chain-like
Source: RefSeq, a predicted model, not a curated record
AAAGAAGAAACUUGUGAAAUUACCUGUCCAAGAGGACCACCUGGAUUUAAUGGAACUGAUGGCCGCCCUGGCAUUCCCGGAAACCCUGGACCUCGUGGCCUAACAGGUGCUCAAGGAGAACCUGGAAGACCAGGAAAUCCUGGCCGUGUUGGAGAACGAGGACUUGCGGGUCAAACAGGACCAGAGGGACCCAGAGGAAGUCCUGGGACUGAUGGACGUCAAGGGGACAGGGGACCCCCUGGCACACCAGGUACGUCAGGCAAUCCAGGUAUUCCAGGACCCUCAGGACCCAAGGGUGAACCUGGUGAUGUUGGACCACGAGGCCCACCAGGACCUGCCGGGUCUGCUAGUGCUACUGUAAAGGGUGAACCUGGAAGUCCUGGUCAACCAGGUGCUAGAGGCAUACAAGGACCACCUGGAAGUGUGGGACCCCAAGGACUUCCUGGUACUGCAGGAAGACAAGGAGACAGGGGUGAGAAAGGUGCGUCUGGUUCACCUGGUCCUAGAGGAAAUACGGGCCCUGAAGGAAAAACUGGACCUAUAGGCCCAGCUGGACCUCCUGGACCACCAGGUCCUCCUGGUGCCCCAGGACGAACAGAAAUUGAUGAUAAUCGAAUAAGUCAAGUUAUACCUGGACCACAAGGGCCAGUGGGGCCACCUGGUAUACCUGGUCCAGAAGGUCCAAAGGGUUCAAAGGGAGAAUCAGGUGAAAAGGGUACACCUGGAAAUAAGGGAGACCGUGGUGAACAAGGAAACCCUGGGAACCCAGGAAAGGAUGGCAUACCGGGUCAAGAUGGAAAGGAAGGCAGACGUGGGACACCUGGAGCUAAAGGAGAAACAGGUCUUCAAGGCGUGGUUGGACCAGCUGGGCCUAUGGGAAAUCCAGGAAUACAAGGUAUACGGGGACAGACAGGCGAAUCAGGGCAAAAAGGUGACAGAGGAGAUCCGGGUCCUCCAGGUCCCCCAGGGGCCCCCGCAGUUGUCACACACGGAGUUGAUGGGGGUACACCUGGUCCCCAAGGCCUUCCAGGUCCCAAAGGCUCCGCGGGAUAUCCAGGAACACCUGGCUUGCAGGGAGAACGUGGGCCUCCAGGAAAUCCGGGUCCACAAGGUUACCCAGGGCAGUUCGGAGCGGCUGGGGUACCCGGUGCGAAGGGAGACAGGGGUGACCCAGGGGCUCGUGGUCAGAUUGGUCCAGAG